This is a messenger RNA of Durusdinium trenchii, 1449 nucleotides long. The record is from the annotation of a GenBank genome assembly. NCBI's taxonomy places the organism in Eukaryota, Dinophyceae, Suessiales, Symbiodiniaceae.
AUGAGUGGGCAGAAGUUGAAGUCUUACAUUCAGACUGACUGGUUCACAGAUUUUCAUCGAGAAGAUGAUCGACAGCCUACCAGGAGGAGACGUGGAGCAUCAAGACUGGGACGCCAGAGAGAAGGACCAGAAGGAAGCUUUGAUGAGGAGGAUGAAGCAUCCCGUGAGAGCCGAGGAACAUCAAGGAGAAGACUAAGAUCCGAAGGACAAGAAGAGUCAGAGCAAGAAGCAACGAGAGGUGGUGUCACCGUGGAGAACUACCUCACUGACUGGGAUCCAGAAUUGCAAAGGCUAAGGCCUUACCGGAUCCUGGAAUCUGGUGACGAUGCCGCAAGUGGUGAAGAAUUUUUCACGCUGAGCCCAACUCAUGGGUACAGAAGGCACUACAGGCCUACCGCUUCUGAACGAGAUGAGGAAGCUGGGACAGAGCUGAUGGGUGUGGAUGAAGGUUUGGCCUAUGAGGAUGUGACCAUUGCAGAAGGCACGACUUUGCCUGAUGACAACUACCUGUGGCAAGACUAUGACAGAGAUGAACCCCCAGAAGCUCUUGAUUGGAACAAGCUGGAGAAUUGCAUCCGGUACUUGAGUGAAGAUGAGGAAAGAAGAGCCAGGAGACUUUUAAGCACUGGACUCUUUUCGCGUUCACAGAUGACGCAAUAUGCACAGGUGCUUUGCGAACAGUGUCCUACCUACUUUGACCUUAUGAAGAAGUUCCCAAGCGCCAAAAUGCCACUGGAGCAGCUACUUUCGAUUCUGCCUCCCAUCAAACCUCGCAUUUACUCCAUUGCUUCUGAUGCAAGAUACAGCCCCAAGGCUGUCGAAUUCACCAUUGUCAUCAACCAAUGGAAGGCCAAGACAGGUGAGUUGAAGACAGGCACAUGCACGAAGUUCAUCCAAGACAUGCCAGUGGGCAAGCAGGUUGCAUGCGCGGUGGUUUGCGGCACCUUCCAGUUUCCGGAAAAGGACACCACGCCCAUGGUCAUGGUUGGUUUAGGGACUGGCAUUGCCCCGAUUCGGUCCUUUAUGCAGGACAAGCUUUACAAGAAGCAGAAUGGCAUCAGCACUGGACCCAUGGUUGUGUUCUAUGGCUGCCGGCACGAGCAGGAGGAGCUUCUCUACAAGGAUGAGUGGAAGAUGUUCGAAAAGGAGGGAGUUCUCACAAAACUGGUUGGAGCAUUCCAGUUUGACAAGCCACACUAUCCGCCAAAGCAGAUCUUCGUGUCUGACAAGAUGGCCGAGCAGCCUGAGCUUAUCAGCGACAAUCUGCUGAAAAAGGGUGGCUACUUCUUCAUGUGUGGUCCAGCUGUUGCAACACCCUCGGUGCAGAAAGCACUCAAGGCAGCGCUGGUGCAAUGCGGUGGCCAAAGCGCGCCAACAUCGGAGCCAGAGGCUGAUAAAUGGUUCAAGGACUUUGUGGCUGCGGGACGGUAUUCGGAAGAGUCCUACUAG